Messenger RNA from Capsella rubella, 1398 nucleotides. Its product is annotated as U-box domain-containing protein 4. Lineage: Eukaryota; Viridiplantae; Streptophyta; Magnoliopsida; Brassicales; Brassicaceae. The record is from RefSeq and is a predicted model, not a curated record. The coding region runs from base 285 to 1253 and encodes 322 amino acids. Gene Ontology annotation, cellular component: nucleus; cytoplasm. The transcript has a single exon. Gene Ontology annotation, molecular function: protein binding.
GAAUCAACGUUUGACACAGUUUCCUGGAUAAGUACAUUUUAAUAGAAAAAAUACAAAAGUUGUAGCUUUUUCUUGACAAAAAGCAAAAAAAAGUUGGACCUUUUAAUUCCUACCACUAAUGAAAUUAGUACGACUCUUUCGUUCUUAGUUUACUGUUUCAAGCUCUUUUAACACAAAACAAAUUAUUAGUUUAGUAGUACAAAGUCCGUUUUGUUAAAAAAAAGUCCAACUUCAUCAUCCAAUAGAGAGAGAGAUCAUUUUUGAAGGUUCAUCAGAUCUUCUCAAUGGAAACAGCAAAGCGUAGAACGAUUUCCUCCAUCGUCUCCAAGCUCAGCUCCGUCUCCGAACAAACCAGAGCCGCCGCUUUAGCUGAGCUCAGACUCAUCUCUAAACAAGAUCCUGAUAGCCGCCUUAUCAUCGCCGACGCCGGAGCAAUCCCGUACCUCGCCGAGACUCUCUACUCUUCGUCUCACUCUUCUCAAGAGAACGCCGCCGCGACUCUCUUCAACCUCUCCAUCACCUCUCGCGAACCACUAAUGUCCUCACGCGGUUUGCUCGACGCGCUUUCUCACGCGCUUCGUCAUCACGACACCACCACCUCCCCCGCCGCGGUUCAGUCCUCCGCCGCCACGAUUUACAGCCUCCUGAUAGCCGAGGAGUCUUACCGUCCUAUCAUCGGAUCCAAGCGCGAUAUCAUCUUCUCUCUUAUUCACAUCAUCAGAUAUCCAAAUUCGCAUCCCCGGUCGAUCAAAGACUCCCUCAAGGCACUCUUCGCCAUCGCUCUCUAUCCGAUGAACCGAUCCACGAUGAUCUCUCUCGGCGCGAUUCCGGCUCUCUUCUCGCUGAUCGUGAAGGAUUCGCGGUGCGGGGUCGUGGAAGACGCGACGGCGGUUAUGGCGCAAGUCGCGGGGUGCGAAGAGAGUGAAGACGGGAUGAGGAGGGUUUCAGGAGCCAACGUGCUCGCGGAUCUGCUAGAUCCUUGCACUGGUUCGUCCCUGCGGAUCAAGGAGAACGCCGUUGGUGCUCUUUUGAAUCUGGCGAGAUGCGGAGGGGAUGAAGCGAGGUCGGAAGUUGCGGCGGCGGUUGCGUCUGGCGCGGAUGAAGGAGCCACGGAAGGGAUCGUAUACGUAGCUGAGAACGGUAGUGUGAAAGGAAGGAAGAAGGCGGUUGAUCUGUUAAAGCUCGUUAAUGGCGGCGAUUCACGUUUUGACUAUCUGAUCAAUGAAGAAAAUCCAAAUAGCAGAAGCAUCUGAUUUUAGUCUUACUAAAUUUAUCCAUUCAUUGAUUCAAACACUUUCUACAUUAUCUUUAUAUAUAUAUAUUUGUAUGUCAUUACUGUACACUUUGAACAUAUUUUGUUUUCGUAAAAUUGAAUCAUCAAUCAAAUACAUUUUGAUU